AUGCCACCACCUGGACCACAUCCCACCAAUGCACCUACCGGUCCGAGCAAGGGAGGUAAAAUCAGCUUUGCUUUCAAAGCAAAACCUACGCCAGCUCCUGUCCCCAAGCCAGUUCCCGAUCUCGCCCAGAGAAUGCAGCCUCGGGAGCCUCCACCACGGGUUGCUGAACCUCCGCCGCCUCGUAGGAUGAUGUCUGGACCACCGCCCAGGUUCAAGCCUGAUCCACGAUUUGAUCGUCGUGGAGGGCGUGACCGAGAUCGGGACCGUGAUCGUGAUCGCGACAGGGGUAGACAUGACCGACGUGAUUUCCGAGAGACCCGCGGAGGAUUUCGUGAACCCAGGGGUGGCCGACGAGGAGAUGAUCGUCGGUUCGAUCGUUUUGACAGAAGACGAGGAGACAAACGGCCAGACUUUCGUAUUGGGCGCCGCCGGACACGCUCCCCUGAUCGAGAUCGAGGUUGGGGACCCGAGCCAGAACCAAGAUUCGAGCAGGAGCCAGAGCCAGAGCCAGAGCUGGAGCCGGAGCCGGAGCCGGAGCCAAAGAAGCAAGUCAAGAUCAUGACCCGACCGAAGCCACGCCCUACCUUGCCCGAAGAGUUUACCCAAUCCGACUCUGUAUAUCAUCGAAAACCUGGGAAUGAAUCAGUCAUUGGUGCGGGCACCUACGGAAAGGUUUUCAAAGCUAUCCACAUAUAUACUCAGCAGGGAGUGGCAUUGAAGAAGAUUCGGAUGGAAGGCGAAAAAGAUGGAUUCCCCGUCACGGCUGUGCGCGAGAUCAAGCUGCUUCAACAUCUCCGAAGCCACAAUGUGGUCAGCUUGCUUGAAGUCAUGGUUGAACGCAACGAGUGCUUUAUGGUAUUCGAAUAUCUCGCUCACGAUCUCACUGGUCUUAUUAACCAUCCAACUUUUACGCUCACCGCUGCCCACAAGAAGGAUUUGGCCAAGCAAAUGUUCGAAGGUCUCAAUUACCUCCACCAUCGCGGUGUUCUCCAUCGUGACAUCAAAGCUGCGAACAUCCUCAUCAGCAACACGGGCUUGUUGAAAUACGCAGACUUUGGUCUUGCCCGGUUCUUUUCCAAGAGCCGCCAACUUGAUUACACAAACCGUGUGAUUACGAUCUGGUAUCGACCACCCGAACUUUUACUGGGAGAAACCCGCUACGGACCGGCGGUAGACGUCUGGAGUGCGGCCUGUGUGUAUGUCGAGAUGUUCACGAAGAAGGCCGUUUUCCCUGGUGAGGGAGGUGAAAUCAGCCAACUCGACAAGCUCUACAACGCUCUUGGUACGCCGACCCGCGCGGAAUGGUCUGAUAUUGUGGAGAUGCCUUGGUUUGAAUUGAUGCGACCUGCAGAGCGCAAGAAGAGGAUUUUUGAGGAACAAUAUGGCACCGUUCUCAGCCCUGCCGCUCUGGACUUGGUGUCCAAUAUCUUCCAGUAUGAUCCAGCGAAACGGCCCACUGCUGAGGAAGUAUUGGCACAUCCUUACUUUGUGUCUGAGGAACCGAAGCCUCAGCAAGCAUUUGAGCUGGAGAAAAUCGAAGGCGACUGGCACGAAUUCGAAUCCAAGGCCCUACGCAAGGAGAGGGAUCGGGAAGCUCGUCGCGCAGCGGAAUACCAGAAGGAGAAACGAAAAGCAGUCUCGUCGGUGCCUCAGAGUGAGAGGGACCCGAAGCGUGUCAAGCCGGACUCUGGUGGAGAGUAUCCACCAGCACCGGCCGGUGUUUAA
This is a messenger RNA of Aspergillus glaucus CBS 516.65, 1725 nucleotides long. Its product is annotated as putative protein kinase. Gene Ontology annotation, cellular component: cyclin/CDK positive transcription elongation factor complex; nucleus. Lineage: Eukaryota; Fungi; Ascomycota; Eurotiomycetes; Eurotiales; Aspergillaceae. The record is from RefSeq and is a predicted model, not a curated record. Gene Ontology annotation, molecular function: cyclin-dependent protein serine/threonine kinase activity; cyclin binding; ATP binding. The transcript is spliced from 2 exons. The coding region runs from base 1 to 1725 and encodes 574 amino acids. Gene Ontology annotation, biological process: transcription elongation by RNA polymerase II; protein phosphorylation; positive regulation of transcription elongation by RNA polymerase II.